Salvia miltiorrhiza (redroot sage) is the source of this 3444-nucleotide messenger RNA. RefSeq names its product mannosylglycoprotein endo-beta-mannosidase. The transcript has 11 exons. Lineage: Eukaryota; Viridiplantae; Streptophyta; Magnoliopsida; Lamiales; Lamiaceae. Gene Ontology annotation, molecular function: hydrolase activity, hydrolyzing O-glycosyl compounds. The coding region runs from base 385 to 3258 and encodes 957 amino acids. The record is from RefSeq and is a predicted model, not a curated record. Gene Ontology annotation, biological process: carbohydrate metabolic process.
AAAAUGUUUUUAUUUUCCUAGUUUUUAUCAGGAACAAUUUUACGAAGAAGGGUCAAGGGUGUCUCUGUGGAUAAUUAGAUGAAAUGAUAUGAAGUAGGAGGCCAUAAUAAAGAAGAAAAAUGGGAUUAUGGAUAUAAUUGCUUAAUUGUGAGGUGAUGAACUUAAGCUGUUUGAGUUGUUAAUGAAGACCAAUGUAUUAUCAACGUUAACUCUUGGUAGCAUCGCCGACAAAAUUCAAUUCCACCCAAUUCUCCUCUUUGUCUCCACCACUUGAUCACUGUCUUGUGCUCAUGAGUGCUGAAUUGCGUUAAUUUGACCUGUUUUCUGCUGAAUCCAAAUUCCAAUUCUUGCAAUCUUGCUUCACCAAUCCAGCAGCUUGCUGACAUGGCUGCGGCGGAGGUGAUAGGGAAGAGAGUGCUGGACUCUGGGUGGCUGGCGGCGCGGUCCACGGAGGUCCACCUCACCGGAGUCGAGCUGACCACCUCCCACCCUCCCACCGCCGAUCAGCCCCCCUGGAUGGAAGCUGUCAUUCCUGGAACUGUUUUGGCUACCCUUGUGAAGAACAAGCUUGUGCCUGAUCCCUUCUAUGGUUUGGAGAAUGAGGCAAUAUUGGAUAUUGGCGACUCCGGAAGGGAAUAUUACACCUUCUGGUUUUACACGACGUUUGAGUGUAAGUUGUCAACGAACCAACACGUGGAUCUAAACUUCCGUGCUAUAAAUUAUUCCGGCAAAGUUUAUUUAAAUGGACACAAAGUGGUGCUGCCUAAGGGGAUGUUCCGAAGACAUUCAAUUGAUGUAACCGAUAUUCUGAAUUCAAAUGGUGAAAAUUUGCUCGCUGUCCUGAUUUAUCCUCCUGACCAUCCUGGAAAAAUUCCUCCUGAAGGUGGUCAAGGUGGUGAUCAUGAGAUUGGGAAAGAUGUUGCGACUCAAUAUGUAGAGGGUUGGGAUUGGAUGGCUCCUAUAAGAGAUAGGAACACUGGCAUCUGGGAUGAGGUGUCUCUUUCUGUUACUGGGCCAGUGAAGAUAAUAGAUCCUCACUUAGUCUCCACAUUCUUUGACGAUUACACUAGGGCCUACCUUCACACAACAGUGGAGUUGGUGAAUAAGAGCAGCUGGGUUGCUGAGUGCUCUGUGAAAAUCCAAGUUGGGACUGAACUUGAAGGAGAUAUUUUCCUGGUAGAGCAUCUUCAGACUCAGCAUCUGUCCAUUCCAGCUGGAUCCAAUGUUUCAUAUACAUUACCUGAGCUAUUCUUCUAUAAACCCAACCUCUGGUGGCCCAAUGGAAUGGGAAAACAAUCUCUUUAUAAUGUAGAAAUAACAGUCGAUGUGGAUGGUCAUGGAGAGUCUGAUUCUUGGAGUCAGCAUUUUGGGUUCCGUAAGAUUGAAAGUCACAUAGAUACUGACACUGGUGGAAGACUAUUUAACGUCAACGGAGAGCCAAUAUUUAUCCGGGGUGGUAAUUGGAUACUAUCAGAUGGGUUGCUACGACUUUCAAAGAAACGCUAUGAGACAGAUAUUAAGUUCCAUGCUGACAUGAAUUUCAACAUGAUGCGCUGUUGGGGAGGUGGAAUUGCUGAAAGGCCUGAAUUCUAUCAUUACUGUGACAUCUAUGGUCUUCUGGUUUGGCAAGAAUUCUGGAUAACCGGAGACGUUGAUGGACGAGGUGUUCCAGUAUCGAAUCCCAACGGUCCUUUGGACCACGACCUUUUCUUGCUAUGUGCUAGAGACACUGUGAAGAUGCUAAGAAAUCAUCCUAGUCUUGCUCUAUGGGUUGGAGGUAAUGAGCAAGUUCCCCCGGAAGAUAUCAACACAGCUUUGAAAAACGAUCUACGGCUUCAUCCCCAUUUCGAGAGCCCUGUCAACGAUAAGCAUUCCGUGGAGGAGAUUUUCCCGAUUGCAAAGGACCCUAGCCAGUAUCUAGACGGCACCCGUAUCUACAUCCAAGGAUCCAUGUGGGAUGGCUUUGCUAAUGGGAAGGGAGACUUCACUGAUGGUCCUUAUGAAAUUCAGUAUCCUGAGAACUUCUUCAAGGAUGACUUCUACAAAUACGGUUUCAAUCCCGAGGUUGGUUCUGUAGGAAUGCCUGUUGCGGCUACUAUCAGAGCCACGAUGCCCCGAGAGGGUUGGCAGAUUCCUCUAUUUAACACGUUGCCAAAUGGCUAUGUCGAGGAAGUCCCCAAUCCUAUCUGGAAGUACCAUACGUAUAUUGCGUAUUCAAAACCAGGCAUGGUUCAUGAUCAGAUUUUACCAUAUGGAACACCUAAAGAUCUCGAUGACUUUUGCCUCAAGGCGCAAUUGGUUAACUACAUCCAAUACAGAGCUCUCUUAGAAGGUUGGACCUCCCGUAUGUGGAGCAAAUACACGGGCGUCUUGAUUUGGAAAACACAAAACCCUUGGACAGGUCUACGGGGCCAGUUCUACGAUCAUCUCCAUGAGCAAACAGCAGGGUUCUACGGAUGUCGUUGCGCUGCAGAACCAAUUCAUGUCCAGCUGAAUCUCGCGACAUAUUUGAUAGAGAUAGUGAACACUACUUCGGAUGAUCUAUCCGACGUGGCUAUAGAAGUUUCCGUCUGGGAUCUCGAAGGAGCAUGCCAGUACUACGAAGUCUUUGACAAGCUUGCUGCACCAUCUAAAAGGACGACGCCUACUUCUGAGAUGAAAUAUCCGAAGUCUGAGAGUCCCGAACCUGUUUACUUUCUUCUCCUCAAACUGUACAAAACGUCAGACGACGAGAUCUUAUCAAGGAACUUUUACUGGCUGCAUCUCCCCGGUGGCGAUUACAAGCUUCUGGAACCAUACAGAGAGAGACGAGUCCCCCUCAAGAUCACCUCUCUAACUCUCAUUCAAGGAUCCAGCUACGAGGUCAGGAUGCACAUAGAGAAUACAUCGAAGAAACCGGAUUCAAGAAGCCUACGACAUGGAAACAGAAACAGAGAGAGGAAGCACGAGCAGGGCUUGUUUGGUAAGAUGGUGAAGCGCUUUUCGCCUAGUAAAGAUAGUGGUGCGCGAGUUGUUGAAGUCGGUGGAACUGAGACCGGGGUCGCCUUCUUUCUUCAGCUCUCCGUUCAUGCUUCGGGGAAGGACAUGAAAGACAUUGAGGACACUCGGAUAUUGCCAGUUCAUUACUCCGACAACUAUUUCUCGCUGGUGCCGGGGGAGGUGAUGAGCGUGAUCGUUAAGUUUGAUGCUCCGGAGGGCGCGGCGCCCCAGGUUAUGAUCAACGGUUGGAAUUGCCAAAGCGGGCUUACCGUAGUGUAGCUGCUGUUUGAAGCACUAAUGUUGCUCUUUUCGAUGGUUUCGUCCAAUGUUGUUUUGGAGAGUGUUGUGCAAAUGAGUAUUGAGUGUACUAUUAAGGUGUAUUAAGCAUUGUUUCAUAUACUCCCUCCCAUGAAUCUUGACACGUUUGGUUUCGGCACGGGAAUUAAGGAGUUGUAGAUUAGUGUA